UUAAAACAUUAUCAAGUAUCAACCAAUCAUUGACAUUUCAAUUCUACCAAAAAAAAAUUAGGAUGAUCAGUCGUCCAACCAUCAUGAUUCAUCCAAUCCACCCUUCAAAUUUUGCCUAUAAAAGAGCAGCGUAAUGUUCUCACAAAAGGCAAAAACCACCCUUCAUAAAUCACCUUUAUUAUAUGCUAGCUAGUGUUUACAACAACAAAAUUGUUGUUGUAAACAGCUAGCCUCUUUCACGAAUUCGCAAUGAUGACCUAUUCUCAAUGUCUUCCAUCUUGCCAUCAAUGCCCUCGCUUGCAUCACCACUUGCUACUUCUACUACUUGCUUCCAUCACUCCGUUCAUCUGCUGCCAGCAGGCCACAACUUCGAGCAACGACACAGACCGGCUCGCCUUGCUUCACUUCAAACAAGGAAUUAUCGACGACCCUGACAUGGUUCUCAGCUCUUGGAACGAUUCGGUCCAUUUCUGUAGCUGGUUCGGAGUCACCUGUCAUCCUGAUGACUCCAAACCGUCUCGAGUCAUGUCUUUGGCCCUGAACCGCCAACGUCUAGUAGGCACUUUGUCACCCUACAUUGGCAACCUCACCUCUCUUCAGGGUCUCAGCCUCUUAGACAAUAGCUUCAGGGGAGAAAUCCCUCAGGAACUCGGCAACUUGCUCCUCCUCCGCCACCUCAAUCUCUCUGCCAACUACUUCACAGGCGAAAUACCCCUCAACUUGACUCGUUGCUUCCGACUCAGCUUCUUGUUGUUGGAGCGAAAUAACCUCACCGGCCCAAUCCCUCCGGAGAUCGGGACACUAAACAAGAUUCAGUAUCUCAGACUUGGAACCAACAAGCUCACGGGACAACUUCCUCCUUCCUUGGGAAAUCUUUCCAUGCUAAUCGAUUUCGGCGUUGCAUACAAUGGGCUGGUGGGGAGCAUUCCAGAGAGAUAUGGCCUGCUCUCGAGCUUAAAGAUGUUCAUCGUAGGUGUCAAUCAGCUAUCCGGUGUCCUUCCUGAAUCUCUUUUCAAUCUAUCAUCGCUCAGCAUGAUGACACUCACGAUGAACCAGUUCCAGGGGACUCUGCCAUUGGACAUCGGUUUCACUCUGCCUAAUCUCCAGAUGUUUGCCAUCUCUGGUAAUGCGUUCACAGGAAACAUCCCUGUCUCUUUCUGCAAUUCCUCAGGACUUCAGAUGUUGAACAUGAACCGGAACCAUUUCCAGGGCCGGAUCCCUGACUGCCUCGGAAAUUUACCGGCGCUUGGAAAACUGGACGCCGCUGCAAACAACCUCGGGAGCAAUUCGACUGGGGACUUCGCGUUCCUGAAGUCGCUGGCGAAUUGCAGCCAGUUAACCCGUGUGGGCGUUGCGGAGAACAACUUGGGGGGACAAGUUCCAGAUUCCUUAGCAAAUUUAUCGGCAUCCACGUUCAAGCAACUGUUCCUAGGUGUCAAUCAGGCCACAGGAUUCAUCCCGGCAGGGCUGCAGAAUCUCCUUCGGUUAACUGAUUUGGACUUGACUGAGAAUCUCUUUACAGGACCCAUUCCAUCUUUCCUUGGAAAGCUUCCGAAUUUACAAAGAGUGGAACUUGCAGGAAACCAACUCUCAGGUCCAAUCCCUUCCUCCAUUGGCAACCUCACCCAGCUGUUUGAACUAGACAUUUCAUUCAACGAGCUACAAGGGAAUCUCCCUGCAGAUAUUUCCCGUGCUCAGAAGUUGGUUCUGUUGGAUGUUUCGAGUAAUAAGUUGGAGGGAAUGGUUCCUCCGGAGAUAAUGCAGCUGGCCACCCUUUCAAAAUUACUGAACCUGUCGCGGAACUCGUUCACAGGCAAUCUACCUGGAGGAGCAUGGAAACUACAGUCUCUAACUUCAUUAGAUCUUUCUCACAAUAACUUCACAGGUGACAUUCCUGCUGCGAUUGGUGGCUGUAAAGGCUUGGUUUACCUAUACCUACAGAGCAACUCAUUCACUGGGACGAUUCCUGACGCUUUGGCCUCUCUGGGAGGGAUAGAGCAAAUGGAUCUUUCCCACAACAGCUUAACUGGAACAAUCCCGUUGCCUCUACAGAACAUUCAUAGUUUGAAGUACUUGAAUCUUUCUUUCAAUGACCUUGGUGGCGAGGUGCCAACUGGAGGGGUUUUUUCCAACACAAGCGCCUUGUCGCUAGGAGGAGCUAAUGCGAUGCUGUGUGGUGGUGUCUCGCAACUGCAUUUACCCAAAUGCAGAGUAACUCAGGUGAACAACACGAGGAGGUCUCUCAAGGUGAAGUUGUCAAUCAUAAUUGUUCCCUCUUUGUUUCUAUCUCUGCUCAUGGUAUUGGGGAUAUUCUUCUAUUACAUGAGUAGAAGAAGAUCAAACAAGCAGAAAGUGUUUGAUGAUCUUGGGUUGGGUAAAAUGGCAGCGGUUUCGUACAAAGACCUCCAUCAGGCGACUAAUGGAUUCUCUGCAUCCAACUCGAUUGGGUCAGGUGGUUUUGGCAUAGUGUUCAAAGGUGUACUAGAGCAUACUGAAACACCUGUGGCCAUUAAGGUGCUCAGAAACGGGGAUAAGAAAGUGGACAAGAGUCUGAAGGCAGAGUGCAACGCGUUGAGAAAUGUUCGCCAUCGAAACCUUGUGAGGCUCAUAACCUACUGCUCUAGCUUGGACUAUAAGGGCAACAACUUCAAUGCUCUAGUAUACCAAUUGAUGGAGAACGGAAGCCUCGAGAAGUGGCUUCAUCACUCGGGUGAUGAUCUUCCCAACUUAACCAUGAUCCAACGACUCAACAUCGCGUUGGAUGUAGCAACUGCACUACACUACCUUCACGAACUCAAUGGAGGAGGAUCCAUCAUCCACUGUGAUUUGAAACCCAGCAAUGUCUUACUGGACGCGGACAUGGUAGCUCAUGUGAGCGAUUUCGGCCUUGCCAUGCUUAUGUCAACCGAAGUUGAUCACCGUAGCUCGUUAUCCGGGAGCAAAACGAGUAGCCUUGGUGUGAAGGGAACGAUCGGUUAUGCUCCUCCAGAGUACGGAAUGAGCGCCACGAAUGGUACAAAAGAAGGCGAUGUUUACAGCUACGGAAUCCUGGUGCUGGAAAUGCUCUCCGGGAAAAGGCCAACUGAUGAAUUGUUCGGCGGUGAUGGCGGGUGGCUGAGCCUGCGCGACGCUGUGAAAGCGGCUCUGCCGAAUGAUGUAUAUUCAGUGUUGGAUCCAAAGCUGUAUUCACCAGAGGACAGGGACGCAGCCGAAGCAGAGGGCAGGGAUGAAAACGAAGAAGAAGGAGAAGAGGGUGGAACUGGGAAUGUAAUGCCCACAAACAGAAGGACCACCGGUAUGCAGCAUAGAAAUUACUGCUUCGUUUCAGUGCUGGAAAUCGCGGUGGCUUGCGCUGCAGAAUCGCCGAGAGAGCGGAUGAAGAUUGAUGAAGUUGCACGAAAGCUGCUCUCCGUUAGGGAUUAUUUCCAGGCGAAUUGCAUCAAUUCCGGCAGAGCACGCCAGCAGCCAUCGAGAGAAAGGAAUCCGAACUAAUUAGAGAUUGGGCCUGGCUCGGUCAUCUCGAAACUAUACGGCCCAUCUUUUCGGUCACAGCUCGAAUUACAGACAUGCAAAUUUGCAAUGGUUAAAUGAAUUAAAUCUUAUCAUUGUCAAUUUGUCAUGGUGUGAAGAGGAACACUAGCUUAGCUUCACACAGAGUUUUAGGGAUAAUAAAAUUAUAUGUAAACUUUGUGAACAAAUGCAAAAUGAAAUAGGUGGUAAGUCUUUAGUCUCCUUUUUAAUUAUCACAUUUCAAAUUCGUAAAGCUAGAGUUUUUUUAGUGUCUUCUCAAUAAUAUUUUCAUAAAAUUGUAUUGUUUGUAACUUACAUAAUGUUAGUAUACGUGUAAUUAUUAACAUAUUAGUUGAAGUUAUAGUAAGAAAUUAUUAUCUAUCAAUAACCGUGGAUACCUGAAACCUUAUCGCAUAUGGUAUGGUUUAGAUAUUCUACUCGAUUCUUAUAUGAGUAUGAGAAUGGAUAAACGUUGAACCAUUUUGGAUAGGAUAAUGGAUAUGCAAUAUCCAUCAUCUAACACAAUUUGUUGUCAUCCCUAUAGCCACUGUACACACAUAUAGUAAAAGUGGAUCAUAUCA
Messenger RNA from Linum trigynum, 4091 nucleotides. Lineage: Eukaryota; Viridiplantae; Streptophyta; Magnoliopsida; Malpighiales; Linaceae. The record is from the annotation of a GenBank genome assembly.